Molecule: messenger RNA, 2527 nt
Organism: Drosophila gunungcola (fruit fly)
Lineage: Eukaryota; Metazoa; Arthropoda; Insecta; Diptera; Drosophilidae
Product: cell division cycle 7-related protein kinase
Exons: 1
Coding region: 278-2341 (687 amino acids)
Biological process (GO): protein phosphorylation; mitotic DNA damage checkpoint signaling
Cellular component (GO): nucleus
Molecular function (GO): protein serine/threonine kinase activity; ATP binding
Source: RefSeq, a predicted model, not a curated record
GCUGUCAAAAUAUGAUUAGAAAAAAACACAAGUACACAGUUUUUCCCAUUUCGUAACUCGUCACUUUUCUAGCACAAAAUUCGAACACUAAACCCCCCAAAUACAUUCGAAAUUAUUGUAUUUACAUCGCGGUUAAGCGCGCCAGAUUGAAUAGCGCUCUACCCCGAAAACAGGCCUAAAUCAAACAGCAUACAAUUAAAACGCAAAGAGCAGGAAAGAAAAUUCUUAGGCAAGUGAACAAAGGUAGGGAUCCCUGGGCUGUUCAUGGGUGGCGCAAAUGUUUACUAAAAUUCUAACUGAUAAAAUGGACAAGAAGAAGUCGCAUCACCAUCAUAAUCAGCAGACGCCAACCAAGUCCCUUAAUGUCAUUAGGAUGGGUGGCCAGGAGAAAUCGGCUUUAAAUGUGGGCGGUGCUAACCCGAUAACAGAAUCUACAAAAAAGAGUUCCUUAACCAAUUACCAAAGAAAUUUCCACUCGAACAAGCCACCAAUUGUGGGGGAUCAUGAGCAUGCGCUUAUGAAUCGGUAUCAUAAUGACAGGCAAACAGUGAUGCCUACUGUAACUCAGCCUUCAGUCUCUGGGCUUCAUUAUCAGCAACAGCAACAACAGGCACAGCAGGUCCUCACUCAAAAGCCCAAAAGCACGGUAGAACUCACGGAAAAACUGGCCAAAAUCAAUCGUCGCAAUGCCAUGAAGGAACUAUCUGCCUUGCAGGCAAAAAAUAUGCAAGCCAUCGACAAGAACGAGGAGGCCCUGAAGGAAUUGCAGGAGAGCAUUCCGGAAAUAAGCAAAAUCUUCGAUGUGCAUUGUCGUAUCGGCAGUGGAACGUUCAGUUCGGUUCUAUUGGGAACCCUGCAGCGAGAACGCUGUCUUGUCGAAACCCAGAGGCGGAGAUUUGCCAUCAAACAUCACAAUCCCACAAAUCAUCCGGAGCGAAUUCUCAGGGAACUGGAGUGCAUGUUUCGCAUUGGCGGGGUGAACAAUGUCAUCGGCAUUAACUGUUGCAUCAGGUCCAACGAUAAUGUGGCCUUUGUAAUGCCCUAUAUGACGCACGAUCGGUUUCAUGACAUCUUCAGGAGUCUGAGUCUCCAGGAGGUUCGGGAUUAUCUGAGGAACUUGCUCGUCGCCCUGCGACAUGUGCAUAAGUUCAAUGUGAUUCACCGCGAUGUGAAGCCGAGUAACAUUCUGUACAAUCGCCGAACAGGCAAGUUUUUGCUCUGCGAUUUCGGUUUGGCUCAAAGGAUCGCCGACGAUGGUAGUGUUAUGCAGUCAAAUGAACUCAGUUCCCCGGAGGCAUUCAGUUUUCUGAGGGACAUGGAGAGUGGCAGGAAGCUAAUGCUGCCUGAUGGUAAUUCUGCCCAGGCCGAGGCCGAGGAUUAUAUGGCCAUUCGCAGGAUGCGAGCCUUGGGUGGCGGUGGGUGUGUGGAUCAUGACCUUGCAUCAGGACCACCGAAUAUCCACAGACUGCGAGAGCUAGCCGGUGGGCACUUGACCAAAAAGGAUGUGGCCAACCAAAAGGCCGAUACCAUGAGGUUGCUCAAUCGCCUGCGACAUGUGGGAUCUAACAUGGAUCCCAAUAACUAUGUGGUGUCCACGAACACGACGAAGAAGGAAAUGCACGCCUCUCGGGCCGGCACUCCAGGAUAUAGACCGCCAGAGGUCCUACUCCGAUAUCCGCAUCAAUCCACGGCGGUGGAUGUCUGGGCCGCUGGCGUUAUAAUGCUCUCGUUGCUCUCGGCUGUGCAUCCCUUUUUCAAGGCCCCCCAUGAUUGUGCUGCCCUGGCGGAAAUAAUCAAUUUGUUCGGCGAUAUACCGGUCCGAAAGACGGCCUUCAUGCUGGAUCGACUGAUUAUGCUGGCACAUAAGGUGAACACCUUGGAUCUGCGGCGGGUGUGCAUGAGGUUUCGGUAUGCGGACUUUUUUCUGGCCCCCGAAACACUACGGAAAUAUCGGAGGCCCGAUGGCAGCACCGAGAUGUGCCGCAGUUGCGAUCAGCCCACGUUUAAUUGCCUGUGCCACAACAGUGGACACCACUUGGAAAUGUACGACGGCCUGGAUGAGUUUCCCGCCAACGCCUACGAUCUGCUGUCCCGUCUGCUGGAGGUAAAUCCCCAGAAACGCAUCACCGCCGAGGAGGCCUUAAAGCAUCCGUUUUUCAACGAUCAGCAUCGCAUUACGCCGGGAGUGCCUCUGCAUCAGCAGAAGCACAUGUUGCAGCAUCAGCAUCAGUUGAGGGCCAGGGAAACACUUCCAUCGGCGGCAGCACGAACCCUGAAGGCAUUCGUGUCCUAUUCCACGGAACUGCCUUCCACAGCCCCUCAGGCAGCGGGUAAUGUCUGAUUUCAGGCCCCCAAUAUUUGUUGUAUAAACCCAUUUUCCCUGGCUUCGUUGCGUUUCAACUUAAGUCCUGGCCGCCAGAAGAGAAGACUUGAAAUUGAAUUGUGCAGAAACCAAAAAAAAAUUAAUAUGGUCGUUGGAAAAUGUUCACGAAAUUUACAUUGAGAAUAUAAAGUAUAUUCAUGUUUU